AUGGCUCACAGAAUUUUGGUUCAGGUUAUAUUUACAGGUGCCCGUGUUUUUGGAAGGGCUUUCACGGAGGCCUACAAGCAGGCAGCUACACAAAUGGCGAAGCAAGGUGCAAGUACAACAGCAAGAUCACAAACAGGCACUUCCAAUAUUGAAUAUGGUGGAAUCACCCUGGAUGAGAGUUGUAAGAUUUUAAACAUUGAAAAUGAGGAAAAAAGUAUGAGUUUAGAAAAGAUAGAACAAAGAUUCAAGUACCUUUUUGAUGUCAAUGACCAAGACAAAGGCGGGUCCUUCUACCUACAAAGCAAAAUUUACAGAGCUGCCGAACGUUUAAAGUGGGAAUUAGCGGAACAAGAUAAAGCCCAUGGAAAGCAGGAGGCUGGGCCGCAGUAA
This is a messenger RNA of Eremothecium cymbalariae DBVPG#7215, 390 nucleotides long. RefSeq names its product import motor complex subunit PAM16 (gene PAM16). Lineage: Eukaryota; Fungi; Ascomycota; Saccharomycetes; Saccharomycetales; Saccharomycetaceae. Gene Ontology annotation, biological process: protein import into mitochondrial matrix. The transcript has a single exon. The record is from RefSeq and is a predicted model, not a curated record. The coding region runs from base 1 to 390 and encodes 129 amino acids. Gene Ontology annotation, cellular component: TIM23 mitochondrial import inner membrane translocase complex.